AUGAGUGAAUCAAGCAAAAUCAACUAUUCCGGUUUUAUGAAUGAGAUUAAACCAAAAGUAACUCGAAUUCUCAAUGAAUAUCUUCAUCAACACACGGCUCUUAAAGUUAACUGUGAACUAUUUGCGAUGUUUUACAAACCCGAGAAUGAGAUUUCAGAUAUUAAGUCAAUGAAUACAUCUAAUAAAAUCUUCACUUUGAGUAGUGACAUAUCCGACAUGUAUAAUGACUUUUCUGAAGCGAUAUUAACACAAGCAUCCGAGUUCCAGGAGAAAGAUUCCAACUGGGCACUUCAGGAAAUUCUAUUUUUAGAUGUCAACAUUAACAAAUUCAGUACCAUUUCUGCGUCAUCAUAUAUUAAUCUUCCAUCACAGAUUAAAAGGAAAGGUGCAAUCUUAAAUAUUCAAAACAAAGAUAGCAAGUGUUUUGCUUAUUGUGUUAUAGCCGGAAUAUUUCCUAGUAAUGGUGACCCCACGAAACCAGAGUCAUACCCUCCUUGUGACACACUUCUAAAUUUUAAUGGUAUCGGGUUUCCGGUUAAGUUAAAGGACAUUAACAAGUUCGAGAUUUUAAACAAUAUAUCAGUUAACGUGUAUGGUCUUCAAUCAUAUUUUAAAGAAAACAAGAUGCAAUAUGAAAUUGUAGGACCACUGUACUAUACUCAACACCAUAAACCUACACAUGUUAAUCUGUUAUUAAUAAGCGAUAGUAAUCAAAGCCAUUAUUGUCUCAUAACAGACUUGUAUCGCUUAGUAAAAACUCAAAAGACAAAAUAUGAUGGAAAACAAUAUUUCUGUGAUGGGUGUCUUCAAACUUUUCCAACCCUUGAAAAGCUGAAAAAUCACCAAGAAAAUGAUUGUUUACACAUCUCUACAAUACUCCCAACUAGUGAAUUAAGAGUUAACAAGUGUGGUGAAACUCUCCCAUCCAAUAUUCUAAAAUUUAUCAAUAUUGAAAAGACAAGCCAACACCCGUUUGUAAUUUAUGCUGACUUUGAGUCGAUUCUUAAGCCAAUACACCAUUGUAAUCCAUCAGAUGGACAAUCCUACACAAUCAAAGUCGCCGAACACAUCCCUUAUGCAUUUGCAUUUUAUCUCAAGUGUAAUUAUGAUGAUUCCUUAUCAAGAUUGGAAACAUAUCAGGGUGAGGACGCUGCUAAAGUGUUUGUUCAAAAGUUAGAUGCUUUAGCUAUUAAUUUAUACCAGAACCAUCUAAAGCAUAUUAAACCAAUGGUGUCUUUGACUAGUGAAGAAAACCAGAAUUUUCAGAAUGCCAUCAAAUGCUCUAUUUGCCAGAAAUCAUUUUCCUCGUUCGACAAAAGAGUUCAAGAUCAUUGCCAUCUUACAGGAUUAUACCGAGGUGCAGCACACAACUCCUGCAACUUAAAUUUUAAGGUACCUAAUUUUAUUCCAAUUUUUUUUCAUAAUUUGACAAAUUAUGAUUGCCACAUGUUUAUUAAGGAAUUAACAACUAAUAAAGAGUAUUUAUCCGCUAUUGCGCAAACUAAAGAAAAGUAUAUUACAUUUUCAAAAUCUGUUCUAGUACACAAGAGUGAUGAUUCAAAAAAACAUAAUGUUUAUUUAAAAUUGAGGUUUGUUGAUUCAUUUAGAUUUUUAGCAAAGUCUUUAGAUAAAUUAAGCCAAACAUUAGAGUCUAGUCAAUGCAAUGAAAUAAGGAAAUAUUUCCCAGGUGAAAAAGAGUUUGGUUUAAUGCGCCGUAAAGGUGUAUUUCCAUAUACAUAUAUUGAUAGUUAUAUCAAAUUAGAAGAAAAACAUCUACCACCUAAAGAAAAAUUUUAUGAUAAUUUAAGGGGAGAACAUAUUACUACAGAAGAUUAUAACAGAGCACAGGAGGUCUGGGAUCAUUUUAACUGCCAAUCUAUGGGGGAUUAUGGAAUGUUAUAUUUAAAAUCAGAUGUACUUCUACUAGCUGACAUAUUUGAAAAUUUUAGAAAGGUAUGUCUCAAAGAAUAUAAACUGGAUCCUGCACAUUAUGUUACAGCCCCAUCUCUAACAUGGGAUGCCAUGUUAAAAUAUACCGAUAUUGAGCUUCAACUUUUAACGGAUGUUGAUAUGGUACAUUUUUUCAAAAAAGGGAUCAGAGGAGGUGUGGCUACCUGUACGAAACGAAUGGGUAUUGCAAACAAUAGAUUUUUAAAUAAUUUUGAUCCAACAAAACCGGAAACAUACAUAAUGUAUCUAGAUGCCACCAAUCUUUACGGCGCAGCCAUGAGUCAACCUCUUCCUUGGGGAAAUUUUAGAUGGUUAAAUGAUCAGGAAAUUGACCAAUUUAAUAUUUUUACUAUUGAUGAUGAUGGUGAAAAGGGCUAUGUGUUGGAAGUAGAUUUGCAUUACCCACCCAAUAUUCACGAACAACAUAACGAUCUUCCAUUUUGCCCCGAAUCAAUAGUACCACCUAAAAGUAAAUACAAAAAACUGAUUCCUAAUUUAUACGAUAAAAAAAAAUAUGUUAUACAUUAUAGAAAUUUAAAACAAUGUAUACAGUACGGAUUAAAGUUAGAAAAGGUGCACAGAAUCCUAGAAUUCUCCCAAUCCCUUUGGUUAAAAAAAUAUAUUGAUCUAAAUACUUUUCUUCGAAACAACGCCAAAAAUGAAUUCCACCGUGACCUUUUUAAGCUUCUCGUCAACGCUGUGUUUGGGAAAUCCUUAGAGUGUAUUGAAAAAAGAAAGGAAAUUUUUUUGUUAUCUCAUUAUGAAAAUAGCAAGGGAAGGGUUGGAGCAAAAUCUUUAAUUGCCAAACCAGAAUUCAACUCAUUAUCAGUAUUUAACGAAAAUUUAGUUGCAAUUCAUUUAAAUAAAACCAAAAUUAUUUAUGAUAAACCUAUUUUCGUUGGUUUUUCUAUUCUAGAUGUAUCUAAGACAUUCAUAUAUGAUUUUUUCUACGGAUAUAUUAAAAACAAGUACCGCAAUAAUGUUAAUCUUUUGUAUACUGAUACAGAUUCACUCGUUCUAGAAGUACAAACACCAAACUUUUAUGAUGAUAUGAACAAAAAUCUACGUUACUUUGAUACAUCUAAUUAUUCGGAAAAUAAUCAACAUGGGGUAGACAAGACAAAGUCUAUUCUUGGAAAGAUGAAAAAUGAAUUUCCAAACACCACCAUUAAAGCAUUCUACGGUACUGGAGCUAAAGCUUAUUGUAUUGAGGCUGAUACAAUUGUGAAAAAAGCGAAAGGUGUUUCCAGACAUGUUGUUAAAAACCAACUACAUUUAAAUGAUUACAGUAGAAUUCAAACAGGUGUUAUUAUUAAUUUAAAACAUAAAGAUAUCAAAGAAUUUUUAUCUGAUGCGUUUAAUUUGUUAAAAGAGAAACUUAUAAAUAUUUUUAAACAAAUGUUGGUUGUAAAGGUUAAUACUACUUUUUGGGGAGAAUUUGUAAGACAGUCAAAUGAACAGGAAAUAAUUGACCACAAACAUUUUAAUACCCCUAAUGUAGUUCUAGACCAAGGGACUAAUUUAUCAGAAUGGUUUCAAGAACAUAUUGUAGAUUAUAUAUUAAAUAAAGUAACAGAGUUUUCCGAUGAAGGAAGUGGUUGGGCUUUACAGAAAAUUUUAAUGUUAGAAGUAGCCAUAAACAAAUAUGAAAUAGGUAAUGGUUCUUGUUUUAUUAAAAUACCAGCGCAAAUAGCCAACAAAAAAGCAUGUAUAAACAUUCAAAAUAUGGAUCAUGCUUGUUUUUUCUGGGCUAUAGUCAGUGCUUUGUAUCCUCCCAAAGGAGAUUAUAGAUUAACGAGUUCAUAUCCAUUUUAUAGGCUUGUUUUAAAUACAGAUGAUCUCGAAACACCUAUGAAAUUAAAUCAAAUUGCAAAAUUUGAAAAAUUAAAUGAUAUUUCUGUAAAUGUUUAUGCUUUGGAGUUAAACGAAACAGAAAAAAAAUCCUUUUACGUUGUAGUGCCUGCUAGGUUGACAAAAAAGAAACUAAAUCGUCAUGUUAAUUUGUUAUUAAUUCAAAAUAAAUAUUUUCCUAAAUUAAAUGAUUAUGAGGCAGUUGUAGAAGAUAAUGAAAAUACUGAUAUUAGGUUUCACUACUGCUGGAUUAAAGAUCUUUCUAAACUUUUAUCCAACCAACUCAGUAAACAUCAUGGAAAAAAAAUUUUUUGUGAUCGUUGUCUAAAUUAUUUUUCAAGCGAGGAUAAAUUAAAGGACCAUAUUGUUUUAUGUGAAAAUCUUAACGACUGUAAAAUAUCAUUUCCAAAAUAUGAUUUUGUGGAAUUUAAAAAUCAUGUAUAUAAACAGAAAGCACCUUUUAUCGUGUAUGCUGACAUUGAAUGUAUUUUGGAACCGUGUAAUACAAAAUUAUCUAAAACAACAAAAAGGUAUCAAGAACAUAAAGCGUUCUCAGCAGGUUAUUACCUAAAAUGUUCUUACGAUAAUUCUCUUUCCUAUUACAAGAGCUAUCAAAAUUUAGAUUGUAUGGAGUGGUUUGCAAGUGAACUUUCAAAAAUUGCAAAAUUUGUAGAGAGUAAAAUGUUGAAUAUAGAGCCAAUGGUGGAACAAAAAAGCACUAUUAAUGUGUCCACAUGCCAUAUUUGUGAAAAAAUAUUUAAGGCAAGCGACAUUAUUGUACGUGAUCAUGAUCAUUUUACUGGAAAAUUUAGGAACUUUGCCCACCAAGAAUGUAAUCUUUCUUUCAAAAAAUUAUUCAUAGUGCCAAUAAUCUAUCAUAAUUUGUCACAUUACGACAGUAAUUUUAUUAUAAGAGAUAUAACAAAACGUGGUCGUGUAAGUGUACUUCCUUUAAACAAAAAUAAAUAUAUAUCGUUUACACUUUUCGAUGAUGAAACUAGUAUUAAAUUUAGAUUUAUAGAUUCUUUUAAAUUUAUGAGUGCUUGUCUUGAUGAACUUGUGACAACAUUAUCUUUGGAUAAUUUUGAAAAUUUAAAGCAUGAAUUUAAAGAUUUGGACAAUAAUAAAUUUAAACUCUUAACUAAAAAAGGUAUUGUUCCUUAUGACUAUUUGGAUGAUAUAAAUAAAUUAAAUGAAAAUCAACUGCCUGUAAUUGAAAAUUUUUAUAGCAAGUUGCAUGAUUUAGAUCUUUGUGCUGAAGAUUAUACACAUGCACAAAAUGUAUGGCAAUCAUUUGAUAUACAAACGCUUGGAGAAUAUAGUAAUUUAUACAUGAAAACUGAUAUAUUGCUACUUGCAGAUGUCAUGGAAAAUUUUAGAAAAACAGCUUUGAAUACCUAUGGUUUAGACCCCGCCUGGUAUUUUACUAUGCCCGGAUAUACGUGGGAUGCUAUGCUUAAGUAUACAAAAUGUAAAUUACAAAUCUUAAAAGAUGUUGACAUGGUAAUGUUUAUAGAAAAAGCAAUUCGAGGUGGAAUUUCUGUUUGUUGUAACAGAUAUUCAGAAGCUAACAAUAAAUAUAUGUUUAACUAUGACCCAACAAAACCUAAAAAGUUUUUGUUAUAUUUAGAUGUAAAUAAUUUGUAUGGAUGGGCCAUGGCACAAUUUUUACCGUAUGGUGGGUUUAAAUGGGUAUCUACAAACAUUGAUGUGACUACCGUGUCAGACAAUUCUCCAGUGGGAUAUAUUCUAGUUGAUUUAGAAUAUCCCCAAGAAUUACAUGAUCUUCAUAAAGAUUUUCCAUUUUGUGCUGAACAUUCUGUUCCACCGUCAUCAAAAUUACCAAAAUUAAUAGCUAAUUUACAUAAUAAAAAAAAUUAUGUACUACAUUAUAGAAAUUUAAAACAAGCUAUAGCACACGGUUUGGUGUUAACAAAAAUACAUAAAGUUUUACAAUUUAAUCAAUCAGCUUGGUUAAAACCUUACAUCCAGCUUAAUACUGAUUUGAGGGCCAAAGCUACUACAAACUUUCAAAAGAAUCAGUUCAAAAAUGCUAAUAAUUGUGUUUUCUGCAAAACAAUGGAGAAUAUUCGACACCAUAGGUUAGUUAAAUUAGUCAAAAAUUGGAAUGGUCGUUAUGGAGCCAAAAAUUUAAUUGCUAGCCCAAGAUUUCUUAACAGAACAGUUUUUGAUGAUGAUUUUAUGGCCAUUGAAUUAAAGAAAGCUGAGCUAAUUUUUAAUAAACCUUUGUACAUUGGAAUGUCAAUUUUAGAUAUUUCAAAAACUUGUAUGUAUGAAUUUCACUACAACUUUAUGUUACCCACAGUCGGAGUUGAAGAUUGCAAGCUAAUGUAUACUGAUACUGACAGUUUUAUUUAUGAAUUGGCUUGUGAUGAUGUAUAUAAUGAUAUAAUUUACAAAAACUUGGCUAAAUUUGACACAUCAGACUAUGAUGAAAAUAAUGUCUUUAAAAUUCCAUUAGCCAAUAAAAAAAUACCCGGUUUAAUGAAGGAUGAAGCUAAUGGCAAAAUAAUGACACAUUUCGCCGGACUUCGUUCAAAGAUGUAUUCCUACAAAAUACAAGUAACUAAGGAGGAGAUAGAACUCUUAAGAAAAAAGCUGGUGAAGAAAGGCUUUAACAAAAAACGUAUUGCUGGUAAACUUAGAAAUAUAGGUAUUGGAAAAAAAUCUAAAGGUAUUAAAAAGACUGUUGUUAAAAAUAAAAUUACAUUUGAGGAUUAUGUUAAUUGCCUUAAAGAUUUUAAAGAAAAAAUUGUAACCCAACAAAGUAUUUGUUCUUAUGCGCAUAAGGUUUUUAGUAUAGAACAAACAAAAAUUGCAUUAAGUCCUUUUGAUGACAAACGUCGAACAAAUAUGUCUCUGCAAGAGCUUUGCAUUAAAACUAUUUGUGAAAGUGUUAGCAAUAUAUGUGACUUUCUCUACAUAUGUCCUCUUGAAUCACCUGUGGGUAUGGAAAUUUGUCAAAAGUAUGCUAUGUACAAAUUUGAUAAAUUAGUAAGAGAUAAUGUAGUGUCCUAUGAAGCAGACUUAGGGCGUGUUUCUUACCGUGAGGAAUCAUGUAAAGAUUGCUUUUCUAAAGCUAAUAAAUAUGUAGCAACUUCAAAAUUUGUAAACUUUAAUGAAUACAAUCUAAAUUUUUGUUUUGAUUGUGCACGUGAUUUUGAUAAAAUGUUAAGAAUGCUUUACAUAUUUCCUACAUACAAGCACAUUGAGUCAAGUAAAAUCUAUACUACAACUAAUAUAUCUGAACUUUUCUAUAAUAGAAAUUCCCGAUGUCAAAAUUCAUUUGAUCAUUUUCUAUUUACUAUACACACAGUCUACGACUGCAACUGCAUUGAGAAAAGUAUGUUACUACAAGAAAUUUGUCUUAAAAAUAUUUGUCAGAAUAUUAAAAGUAUUAGUGAAUUUGCAAAUGUGUCAUUGCUUCCUUGGAGACUAACUCUCGAAAUUUUAAAAAAGUAUGUUAAAUACAGAAUUGAAAAACUAAAUACAGGUUAUAAACUAAUUAAUUUACAAUACUCUUGUUCAACAGAACUAUUAAGACAUAAAAAAAGAAAACACGAAUGUCAGGUGUGGUGUGUUUCAUCCAAUUAUUUUCAAGUUUUAGAUUAUGAUCUGAAUUUAUGUUUUAAUUGUUUCAAAAUAUUUUAUCAAGGAUUAAAAUCAAACGGUAAAAAUUGUAAAUACACACAAAUUAUUUCAAAAGAAACUUUAUACAGAAAUCAAUUAAACGUUAAUAUUUGUAACAAAAAGUUAAUCUGUCAGAAUGAGUUUAAUCAUUUUUUGUUUACUUGGAAAUAUGAUACUGUUUUAACUUCAACACCAUUGCUUUCAACACCAUUGCCCACAACGCCAUUUUAUAUUUGUCAACCUGAUAAAUAUCAUAGUAAAUGCAUUGUAACUGUACGUGGAAGUAAAAAUAUGACCCUUAGUAAGACUCACUACAUUUUAGACAAUAAUACUACAUCAUACAUAAUACCUGUUACUGGAAAAGUUGAGAGUAUUCAGUCUUUUCCUAGUACAUUACAAAUUCAUUAUAAAAACCGAGAUAAUUCUAUUCAUCAGCUUGUACAUGAUAAUAUUGUGACUAAAGGUGACAAUAUGCAAUUUCUUCUUGGAACCAAAAAGUCUACAUCAGACAAACUAUACGUGGAAUUUGUUAUUCAAUGUCCUUUGAGUAAGGAUUCCUUAUAA
This is a messenger RNA of Diabrotica balteata, 8016 nucleotides long. NCBI's taxonomy places the organism in Eukaryota, Metazoa, Arthropoda, Insecta, Coleoptera, Chrysomelidae. The record is from the annotation of a GenBank genome assembly.